UGAAGCCUUGGUCAGUACGUCAGUAGCUGCAGAACCUCCGUGGAGGUCUGAUGUGAUUGACCUUUUGAAAUAAGUAAAAUAUUCAAUUUUAAACAUGUUAAGUAUUGUGUUAUUAUUUAUAGUUGUCUCUGCAAGUGGCCAAAUAAUUCCAAGGACGUGCAAUGACUGCAAACUGCUAAGCGCGUGUCCGGGAGCGGUCUAUCAAGUUGCCAACUACAAGAACAAGCAUACGGAGGAGAUCAUCAAGAGUUCCGUUUGUUCUUCCGAGUAUGUCAACGGUAUCCCAAAGGUAUGCUGCUCAGCAUUCCCGCCUUCUCAGGAAGAGAUCGACAACCAUCCUAACCUACAUCUACUCCCGAACGAGUGCGGGGAGAUAGAGGGAAGCCAGAUUGUCGGUGGUGAAGCCGCCAAACUGUACGAGUUCCCCUGGAUAGUACUCAUAUCUUAUGAAACACGUAUCGGCAAACAGUUUCUUUGCGGAGGAAGUCUGAUAAAUUCCUUGUACGUUAUGACGGCUGCUCACUGUGUCAAAGACAAGAAGAUUGCCGGCGUCAGAAUUGGUGAUUACGAUUAUUCAACCAAAAUUGAUUGCGAAAAGGACACCGAAAUAUGCGAGUCUAAUUUUCAGGAUAUUGGAGUAUCGGAUCGAAUUAUUUAUCCUGCAUACCAAGGCCCACCAGUUGUCCGUCACGAUAUCGCACUACUUAGAUUGAAGAGACCAGCGGACCUUUCACGUAGAAACUACGGUACGAUCUGUUUGCCUACAUCAAAGAGGCUGAGGGAACGCAAUCUCGACGAGGAAAUGGCUGUGGUCGCUGGCUGGGGGCUGACCGAUAACAACACCGUGUCCACGCUGCUGCUCAAAGUUACGGUGCCCAUACGCUCCAGCGACAAGUGCAAGCAGUACUAUGGCAGAAAUACUAAAGAAGACGUCACGAAGACCAUACUUUGUGCAGGAGAGCUGGGUAAGGACUCCUGUAAGGGAGAUUCCGGUGGUCCACUGAUGGUGGCAGAGGAAGUGGACAAUGUGUAUAAGUACAUCCAGCACGGGAUCGUCUCCCACGGACCCAGUAAAUGUGGUUCACUGUUCCCAGGAGUAUAUACCGAUGUCUCUUGGUACAUCAAAUGGAUAUUGGACAGUAUCAGACCGUAAGACAUUGUAAUAAAUUAAUUGGGCAAUAAAUGUAAGU
Messenger RNA from Papilio machaon (common yellow swallowtail), 1190 nucleotides. Its product is annotated as CLIP domain-containing serine protease 2. The coding region runs from base 95 to 1153 and encodes 352 amino acids. The record is from RefSeq and is a predicted model, not a curated record. The transcript is spliced from 7 exons. Lineage: Eukaryota; Metazoa; Arthropoda; Insecta; Lepidoptera; Papilionidae. Gene Ontology annotation, biological process: proteolysis. Gene Ontology annotation, molecular function: serine-type endopeptidase activity.